CCAGGACAGCUAAGGGAGCUGCUUCAUUAAAUCCCAACCCAGGUACUCGAGUUUCUCCACAAAGUGCUGCUGGCACCACGUCCCAGCCUGCUGCAAGGUCUGUUCGACUCCUGUGUGCAAAGUCUGCUGAGCAGAUCACUCCCACUGCCGGGGGCUCACUGGGGACGAUGGAAUUUGAACUCUUGAGACCGACCGCAAAGUGAAAAAAAACAAACCAGAAAUUGGACAGACAGGGCUGAGAUGGAUGAGGAAGGAACAAAUCAAAGUGCCAACAAAUUGCAAGGAACUGGAAUCCAGGCAUCUGCAUCUUCUCUAUCAAACCCGCUGAUGAGGGACUUUGUUUCAGACUGGUCUCCUUUACAUGAUGCCUCUGUCCAUGGGCGCCUGCUUACUUUGAAGAAACUCAUCAAGCAGGGGAGUGAUGUUAAUCUUGUUACAGCAGACCAGGUGUCCCCUCUCCAUGAAGCCUGCCUGGGCGGUCAUGCUGCUUGUACCAGUGUCCUGCUAAAACAUGGAGCUCAGGUAAAUGGAGUUACUGUGGACUGGCACACACCAUUGUUCUGUGCUUGUGUCAGUGGCAGUGUGGCUUGCUUGAAUUUAUUGCUGCAGCAUGGAGCCAGCCUGCACCCACCCUGUGACCUGGCAUCCCCCAUCCAUGAAGCUGCUAAAAGAGGUCAUGUGCAAUGUGUUGAAACCCUUGCAUCCCAUGGGGUUAAUAUAGAUCACAACAUCAAACAUCUGGGUACUCCGCUUUAUGUAGCUUGUGAGAACCAGCAAGUGAACUGUGCCAAGAAGCUGCUUGAGUCAGGAGCAAACGUGAACAGUGGGAAAGGCCUGGAUUCCCCUCUGCACUCAGCUGCCAGGAAAUGCAGCGAGGAGCUGGUGAUGCUGCUGAUUGACUUUGGAGCAGAUAUUUGGGUGAAGAAUGCUGAAGGGAAGAGGCCAAUGGAGCUGGUCCCACACAGCAGCCCUGUGGGACAACUCUUCCUGCAGAAAGAAGGGCCUCUGUCUUUGAUGCAGUUGUGCCGUUUGUGCAUCAGGAGGUGCUUUGGACACAAGCAGCAUCAAAAGAUAGCUGGACUUCUCCUCCCGGAUGAGCUGAAACAUUUCCUUCUUCACAUUUAAACCUUUCAUGUUCAAAAUGGUGCCGUUAAUAACGCAGCCAGAAGAACAUCCCGCUGCCAGAACCUAAAGCAUGGUUACAACCACUCUGGGCUCUCCCAAGCCAGGCUCUGGUAAUAUUGGCUGCUUGACACAUGAGGAAGCAAGGAUGCUGAAGCUCUGGCUUUUCUGCACAUCAGGUUACCCUCUCUCCAGGCCUGAACUGCAGGGCAUCUGCACCACCUGUGAGAAGCAGGGCACCCACCUUCUCUUGAGGGGCUACUGUCACAUCACCUCUGUGGAGGGACAGGCCACCCAUUUCAGUGAAUAUGGAUAUCCUUUUCUUCUUGACUUUGCUGGGAAGACUCUUGGAAGAGUGGGGUUGGAUGCAAAACUGUGAUGACGUUAGUAAUGCCAGCAACAAGAUUUACAGAGCCAUUAUCUCAAAUUUAUAGAGAGCAGGAGCCUUCAAAUACACAAACCUAUUUCGGUGUCAACUAGUGUGCCAGUGUGUGCAGGCCUUUUUGUGUAUGGGAAGUUAAUAAGCUUGGAUCAACCUGGAUGCUCAUAUUUGAUGUAAGGUACAAUUUAAAUCAUCAGCUGGCCAAUGUGACUGUUUGUCAUAAGUAUCACGUGUGAUUGUUUGAUUUUUAUUUUUUUUUUAUGUGUGUGCUGACCAAACACAGCAAGAGAAGUUUUGUUGGUUUUGUGGGACACUGAAUUAUACCCUAAUACGUCAAAGUGAUGAACACAGUUGGGUCUGUAAUUCACCUUGUGAUAGAAACACCUCAAAAUCUUCACUUCUCUCACCCAAUCCAUCACACAAUAUGAGCCAUGGAAAAAUCCACUGAAUGGUUUAAGAUGGCCUUCUACAUUCUUUUCCUCCUGCUGGGAAGACAAACAGACAACAGACAUCUGUCUUUGUAUCUUCAUAAGCUGAAUAAAACCAGGCAUUUUGAAUGGGAAAGGGGGAUCCUUCUAAAAUUAGUAUCUUGGUUAAGCUUAAUCUGUAUUGAGCCAGCAGACAACAAACCCAGUGCUUUUUUUUGGAUUUAUGUGUGAAGAAACCCUGUUCUGGUGAGACAUCUGAAAGAUUCAGAUUAUUGUAUUUUAGAUUAUGAAGAACCAUUUUUUACGCACUAAUUUAUCAUUUACCUUUAAGCAUCUUACUUUGUAACCUCAGCCAAUGGGUUUAUUGGAGUAAUAUUAACAUCAGGAGCAAAUUGCUCUGACAAGGCUAUGAGAGUGUUGCUUCUAGAUUGCUUUUCUUCUGGAAAUUUCAUAGUGCGACACUGUUUACUUGAAUCCCUCUGAUCAAGUGUAUUUAGGAUGAAUUCUGUACUCCCAUCUUGUAUCACCUCACUGUGUGUGCUUAUUUAUUUUAAUAUAAAUCAUGAUCAACACUGGCUAAAUGCAGCUUUAUGCAUCCACAUUUAUACAGUUAUAAACUGUAGAAGCUGUAGAAGAGGCAAGCUGAAUAAGCUCAUUAGAGGUGAGGGUUUGAACUUUUUCUGUAAUUGAAACCAUUCCAAAUGUAAUGCAGGACUUGAAAGAUUGUCAGGAAUGUAUUUUAUUGGAUUCUUUGUUACUAUUUUGUUAGCAAUUUAAUGGUGGUAAAUCCACAAUUUUAUAGGCUAUUUGCUUAAAAAGAAAUUUUUAUACUCGUUUUAGAUUUUCAUUUAUUUUUUAAAUGGUAACACUAAU
Calypte anna (Anna's hummingbird) is the source of this 2805-nucleotide messenger RNA. RefSeq names its product ankyrin repeat and SOCS box containing 9 (gene ASB9). Gene Ontology annotation, molecular function: protein binding. Bases 241 to 1125 code for a protein of 294 amino acids. The record is from RefSeq and is a predicted model, not a curated record. Lineage: Eukaryota; Metazoa; Chordata; Aves; Apodiformes; Trochilidae. The transcript is spliced from 8 exons. Gene Ontology annotation, biological process: intracellular signal transduction; positive regulation of protein catabolic process; protein ubiquitination.